Messenger RNA from Phyllostomus discolor (pale spear-nosed bat), 956 nucleotides. RefSeq names its product host cell factor C1 regulator 1 (gene HCFC1R1). The transcript has 3 exons. Lineage: Eukaryota; Metazoa; Chordata; Mammalia; Chiroptera; Phyllostomidae. Bases 363 to 722 code for a protein of 119 amino acids. The record is from RefSeq and is a predicted model, not a curated record.
CUCACGAGUCCGGACGUUCCCGAGUGGCUCACCUUCACAACGUCCCACCGAUCCAAUACUGCCAGCUGGCUCGGCUUGAAGGCGGUCGUCGCGUACCAGAGCCCCAGAAGCCGAGGUGGAUGUCGCGAAGACCCCCCGCUCGACACUAAGUAGCGUCCACUACAGCCCUGCUACGCCGGAUCCCUACCCUAAACCCGCCGCGAAGACCCGCUUUCCGGUGGCUGCCGCCCUUCUAUCACGCCUGCGCGGGAUCUUGCCGCUGCGCCUGGCUAAAACCACACCUCUCGCGGUUGGCCACGCCCUCGGAGCUCCGCCCUUGCCUCUGGAUCCCACCCCUCUUCCCGCAGGACCCCGAACCCCAAAUGAUCCUUCAGCAGGCCUUGGAGCGAGACCGACCGAAUCGGGCCCAGGGUGACCCGCGAGCUACCUUGGGGACGCCUCGAGGCUUGGACGCGAGGGAGCCCCUUCGAAAGCAGUUCCUGUCUGAGGAGAAUAUGGCCACCCACUUCUCUCGACUCAGUCUACAUAAUGACCACCCUUACUGCAGCACCCCGCUGGCUUUCUCCCCAGCUCUGCCACCACUCAGGAGCCCUUGCUCUGAGCUGCUUCUGUGGCGCUACCCUGGAAACUUGAUCCCUGAGGCCCUCCGACUGCUGAGGCUGGGGGACACUCCUGCCUCCCACUACCCUGCAACCCCAGCUGGGGAAAUAAUGGAGCUCUGAGUGCUGGCAGGCAGUACACCUGCCCACCCUUCUUCUCCACAAGAGAGAAGACCAACACCACCAUGAAGGGGACCAGGUGCCCUGCUUUUCUUCCAGAUCAGGCCUUUGGGCACCAAGACCUUCCCCCAACAGAGGACAGUGAGCCUGGGGUAGGAGGGACAGGAGGGACAGCCUCAUGGAAAGGGAAGCAAUCUCCCCCCACAGAAGAAUUGAAUAAAGAAUGCUGAACAGAUA